Molecule: messenger RNA, 774 nt
Organism: Penicillium taxi
Lineage: Eukaryota; Fungi; Ascomycota; Eurotiomycetes; Eurotiales; Aspergillaceae
Product: TBP family protein
Exons: 4
Coding region: 1-774 (257 amino acids)
Biological process (GO): DNA-templated transcription initiation
Molecular function (GO): DNA binding; RNA polymerase II general transcription initiation factor activity
Source: RefSeq, a predicted model, not a curated record
AUGGAUUCCCUCACUACCCACCCCGUUAGCGCUGAGCAGGCACGUGCCUUUACUGCGCCGUCGUCGCUCUCUUACCCCGGUGGUGCUGGUGAUUUGACUCCCCCAUCCGAGAAGGAUGCCAAGCUUGCCAUGAUGAACGGUCAAAUGACUGGCAUGCACAUCAACGGUAAUGGUGUUGUUCCCGCUACCCCCGCGACUCCCGUUGCGACUCCUGGGGCUACCACUGGUAGCAGUGGCAUUGUUCCCACAUUGCAAAACAUCGUGGCUACCGUCAACCUUGACUGCCGUUUGGAUCUGAAGACUAUUGCCCUGCACGCUCGCAAUGCCGAGUACAACCCCAAGCGUUUCGCCGCCGUCAUCAUGCGUAUCCGUGAACCCAAGACCACUGCUUUGAUCUUCGCAUCCGGCAAGAUGGUCGUGACCGGUGCCAAGUCGGAGGACGAUUCCAAGCUGGCCUCUCGCAAGUAUGCGCGCAUCAUCCAGAAACUUGGCUUCAAUGCCAAGUUCACCGAUUUCAAGAUCCAGAACAUCGUGGGUUCUUGCGACAUCAAGUUCCCCAUUCGUCUCGAGGGUCUGGCUUCGCGCCAUCACAACUUCAGCUCUUACGAGCCUGAACUCUUCCCCGGUCUGAUCUACCGUAUGAUGAAGCCUAAGAUCGUACUCUUGAUUUUCGUCAGCGGCAAGAUUGUCUUGACCGGCGCCAAAGUGCGCGAGGAGAUUUACCAGGCUUUUGAGCUGAUCUACCCUGUGCUUAAUGACUUCCGCAAGGUUUAA